This is a messenger RNA of Impatiens glandulifera, 600 nucleotides long. RefSeq lists its product as uncharacterized. The transcript is spliced from 2 exons. The record is from RefSeq and is a predicted model, not a curated record. The coding region runs from base 1 to 600 and encodes 199 amino acids. NCBI's taxonomy places the organism in Eukaryota, Viridiplantae, Streptophyta, Magnoliopsida, Ericales, Balsaminaceae. Gene Ontology annotation, molecular function: zinc ion binding; nucleic acid binding.
AUGGGAUAUGAAGGCAACAAUGGUCCGAGGAGGUACAACCUUCAAAAGGAUAUUAACUUCGUCCAACAAGGUGACCUUGACUUAAAAGAAUACUAUUCAAAGGUGAGAUUUCUGUGGGAUGAGAUGAUGGGGUUAAAACCUCUAAGAAGAUGCAGAUAUAAAAGAAUUCGAGUUAAUUGUGAUGGAUGCUUUCUUGAAGCAGAAAUGCUUCAAGAUGAUGAAGAACUUAAGCUUUUUCAAAUUUUGAUGGGGCUUGAUGAUAAAUACGAGUAUAUCAUAGAUCAAAUACUCAUGCAAGAUCAAUGGCCAGACGUUUAUAAAUCACUUACAAUGCUUCAAAAUGUCGAAAAGAGGACCGGACAAAAGAGGUUUCAAGAAUAUGCAAUGGUGAUAAAAGAAGAAGGCGAAAGAGUUUAUCAUCCUCCAAACAAGAAUAAGAGUGCAAGCUGCACACACUGUGGAGGCAAAGGUCACAUGAAUGAUGAUUGCUUUAAGUUGAUUAGAUAUUCAAAAUGGUGGAAACAACCAAAAUAUAAUGUGAUCAAGAAAAAACUAUCAACUUCCAUUCAUGCCACUACUGAAUACAAGAUGUAUAAAUAG